CUGCGCAAGAGUGGCGCAGCUUCAACUCGCAUGACACACUCCGAGUUCGCAAACGUUUCACAGUCAUAUGACAGCGGUCAGUUCCUCCCAAACACUACGUUACGAUUCUAGUGGUGAAAAACAUUGCAAACAACCAAAACCAACACAGACCUGUUUAAUCCAGCAUCAAUAUGUUGGCACUCAUUAACCGCCUCCUGGACUGGUUUAAGUCUCUCUUCUGGAAGGAAGAAAUGGAGUUAACCCUCGUCGGGCUGCAAUACUCGGGAAAAACGACGUUUGUUAACGUAAUCGCGUCAGGCCAGUUUAGCGAAGACAUGAUUCCAACUGUUGGGUUCAACAUGAGGAAGGUCACAAAAGGCAACGUCACCAUCAAGAUCUGGGAUAUAGGAGGUCAGCCGAGGUUCAGGAGCAUGUGGGAGCGAUACUGUCGUGGGGUGAAUGCAAUUGUGUACAUGGUGGACGCAGCAGACCGGGAGAAGGUUGAAGCUUCCAGAAACGAGCUGCAUAAUCUUUUAGACAAGCCACAGUUACAAGGAAUCCCUGUGUUGGUGCUCGGGAAUAAGAGAGAUCUACCUAAUGCGUUGGAUGAGAAACAGCUAAUUGAAAAAAUGAACUUGGCUGCUAUUCAAGACCGGGAGAUCUGCUGCUACUCUAUUUCCUGCAAAGAGAAAGAUAACAUUGACAUUACACUUCAAUGGCUAAUCCAGCACUCAAAGUCAAGAAGAAGCUGAAAGUGUCUUCAGAGGGCUGCCUGCUCUUCAUCCGCUGCCAUGUUACUCUCACACCACAUCUUGCUCACUUUGUGAAGCUGUACAGUUCUCCAUACCGCCCCCUCACACUACCCUGCUCGUCUGUUCCCAUAAUUCUUCACAAGCUCCUCCUCCCAACUGCAUCAGUUAUGUCAAAGAUACAUCAGUCGCUAAAAGACGCUAGCCUGCAGAAUGAGUUCCUCCACCUCUUACAGCCUGCUGUCAGAUGAACAUUAUGGAUUCAUGGUUUCGCAAAUCCCAGCAACUCCGGUGGUCUCCACUUGGGGUUUCCUGAACAAAUGUAUUUAAAAACUGAGAAGCGUUCAAACUUUAAUAUCGUGUUCUGCUUUUUCUUCCGUUCUGUCAGGUUAAGCUCUUGAGAGCGUGUAAUAUCUUUUGGACUGUUGCUUUUAUUUCUUUCCUUUUCUCUUUCCCCCCCCAAAUUGUCUCUUGAGAAAUCCGUAAUCUUUAGAUACGAGGAGCAGUCCAGUAAAUAAACAGUUCAAAUGAUGAUUCAGAGAGAUUUUUACAGAAAUGAGUGUAAGUAUAUUUGAGAGGAUGAAUGUUUUGCUGGUAAAGGUUUUCAUUUAGCUCAAUGAUGUCUUUGCAUCCUGUUCAUGAGCUUAGAGAGAGCGAGUAGGUGAAGUUAAAGUGCCUUGUGCAGUGUAUCUGUCCCUCAAGAUAAACAGUAUACCGGGUGUGCCUACCUGGAUCUAGAUUGGAUAAAGACAGCUUACUUUGAACUGCAAGAACCGAAGGCAUGCUUUUUAAGGUAGAUUAUUGUACUGUUGUCAUUAUCAGCUAAAUAUUUGUGAAAAGAGGCAAAUGUUGGAAAUCCCACUAUUAUCAAUGCACUUUUGUAAAUAUGAUGAACCAAUAAAUAGAUUGUCAACAUGUAGGAGGAAUCUUGCAUUGUUGUGUUUGAUUUUAUUUUUAAUUUUUUAUCUCAAGUUAUGGUGAAUCAGGUAUGUGAAGAGAUAUGCUAUCUCCUGUUUUCAAAUUUCAAGUUUGAAAGGUGCAGCGCAUCUGUACAUUUUGUUUAAGCUAAUUAAAUCAACAAAACAUUGCUAUUGCUCUUCCUAUUUAAGCUUAGUUCAACCUUAAUAAUUGCACAUUUUUAAGAUUUUGAUUUAACAUUUUUGUUCAAUUAUUUGUAGCUACUAAAUCAGUUAAUUUGGUACUUGUAACUAAGGUUUUUGUGUACUUUAUAGUUCAUAUAUAUCAGCAUUUUAUUGCAAUGUUAACGUUAUUAUACUGAUUCUAUUAAAAAUGAACUGUAAAUAAAAAAAUGAGCAAAAUUUCAUCAGUA
This is a messenger RNA of Onychostoma macrolepis, 2058 nucleotides long. It is a transcript of the gene arl8ba, whose product is annotated as ADP-ribosylation factor-like 8Ba. Gene Ontology annotation, biological process: anterograde axonal transport; protein transport. The transcript has 7 exons. Lineage: Eukaryota; Metazoa; Chordata; Actinopteri; Cypriniformes; Cyprinidae. Gene Ontology annotation, cellular component: lysosomal membrane. The coding region runs from base 171 to 731 and encodes 186 amino acids. The record is from RefSeq and is a predicted model, not a curated record. Gene Ontology annotation, molecular function: GTP binding; GTPase activity.